Molecule: messenger RNA, 1728 nt
Organism: Iphiclides podalirius (scarce swallowtail)
Lineage: Eukaryota; Metazoa; Arthropoda; Insecta; Lepidoptera; Papilionidae
Source: the annotation of a GenBank genome assembly
AUGGAUUUUGCGGGUGCAGUGGCUAGAUAUAUAUCGGUAAAGAAUGCUUUACAAAUCAUUGCUCUACUGAACAUAUCUGAAUUUAUGUAUCCUCCGUCACGGAUAAACGUUGAAAAAAGCUACGAUUAUGUGAUUGUUGGUGGUGGUACAGCUGGUUGUGUUGUCGCUAAUAGGUUGUCCGAAAACCCAAAUGUUACCGUACUCCUCAUCGAGGCUGGUGGUAAUCCACCAAUAGAAUCGGACAUACCAUCGUUGGUGUUUUAUACGAGAAUGUCACCUAUCGACUGGAAUUUCACAGUGUACAAUGAGCUUACAGGUGAAUACGAUAAAAUGAAUCACGGUAAAGUACUUGGUGGUACCAGUAGCAUAGAUUCUAUGCGAUUUAGUAGAGGCUCCGUUUAUGAGUACAACACUUGGGCGAGGAAAGUAAGGGAUGCUAAUUGGAAUUGGGAAAAUCUGGUUCCAUAUUUCGUCAAGAGCGAGAAAUUAGUGGAUGAGGUAAUACUCCAUUCACCGUCAGCAGUUUUCCACGGCUUUGAAGGUUACAUAGGACUGAAUCGUACGCCUCAUACGAUUUCUGAAAAGUACAUCAAUGCAUUUUAUGAGGUGGGAAAUCCAAAGGUUCUUGAUAUUAACACUAUAAAUAGUACCGGUUAUAUUCAACCGCUUUACAUGAUAGCUGAUGAACAUAGGCAAAGUAGUGCAUACUCAUACAUGAGAUCAAAAGUCGCAGCUCGCAAAAACCUGGAUGUAUUAAAGGAUGCUUAUGUCACAAGAGUCAUCUUUGACGAUUGCAAGGUUGCUAGCGGCGUGGAAGUUAUCCUGGAUAAUGAAGAGAAAAUAACCGUGCGAUCGCAUAAAGAAGUUAUAGUUUCUGCUGGUAGCAUUAACACUCCUAAAAUUUUAAUGCUUUCUGGCAUCGGACCGAAGAAACAUUUAGACAGUUUGAACAUAUCGAGCGUAUCCGAUUUGCCAGUUGGUGAGAAUGGACGGCAACAUAACAUCGUGUUAAGAACCUAUAAAAUGGAAUCAACAAACGAGAGAACUAGUAAAAGCCCAUACGAAUCUCCGAAUCCCGUCUUUAACGGGUUUGUAGCUUUGAAUAAAUCGCAGCCGUAUGCUGAUUAUUUGGCGUUCUCGACGCCCAUAAGAAAUAAUCCACAGUCAGUGGUCGAUUUGUGCUUGUCAAUUUUUCCCACUAAAGAGUUUGUAUGUAAAAAAAUGUACGACGAAAGCAAGGGUUCCGAGUUGCUCGUUAAUUUAAUAACAUACUUCGAUCUAAAAUCUAGGGCGAAAGUGGAACUGAGCAGUGCGGAUCCUCUUAGUCCUCCCACCAUCCGUACCAACAUAUACAGAAAUAGCAUAGACGCUGUGACGGACUUGAACAGUUUUGCUGCCAGCAUAUUGGACUUCGCUAGAGUAACAAACUCGACCCUAUUUAAAAAUGCCAAAGCCGAACUUAUAGAGUACGACAUCCAAGAGUGCCGCGAUUACGAAUUCGAGAGCCAUGAUUACCUGUUGUGUUACAUAUCUGCAAUGAUGCGUACACCAUAUAUUUUUGGCACGUGCCCAAUGGGUACUGUGAUAGAUACCCAUUUCCGUGUGAAUGGCGUGCAGAAACUUCGUGUGGUCGACUCAAGUACAAUCCCGACGGUGAUGAGGGCAGAAAUUAUUCCUACGGUGAUCAUGCUUGCUGAGAAGGCAUCAGAUUUAAUUAAAGAGAAAGCU